Molecule: messenger RNA, 3154 nt
Organism: Elgaria multicarinata webbii
Lineage: Eukaryota; Metazoa; Chordata; Lepidosauria; Squamata; Anguidae
Gene: GMEB1
Product: glucocorticoid modulatory element binding protein 1
Exons: 10
Coding region: 75-1814 (579 amino acids)
Biological process (GO): regulation of transcription by RNA polymerase II
Cellular component (GO): nucleus
Molecular function (GO): RNA polymerase II cis-regulatory region sequence-specific DNA binding
Source: RefSeq, a predicted model, not a curated record
UUUCAUGACGGGGCUAGUAACAGGUGGAACCACAGGCAAAAAUGCAAGAAGCUUCCCCAUAUGAUUGAAGCUCCAUGUUGUGGCACACUUGUCACCCAGCCUCUUGGACUUCAUGUGAGCAAAUGGCAAAUGCUGAAGUAAGCAUCCCUGUAGGGGAUGUGGUUGUCGUGCCAACUGAAGGAAAUGAAGGGGGAAACCCAGAAGAUACCAAAACCCAGGUGAUACUACAACUACAGCCUGUACAGCAAGGGAUUUAUCAAGAGGGCUCUGAGACCAGUACGGCUGUAGUGGCUGUGGAAACGCACACCAUACAUAAGCUCGAAGAAGACAUAGAUCCCAGCACCAUUGAAACCAAUGAGGAAAUUGAGAUUGCCUACCCCAUCACUUGCGGAGAGAGCAAAGCCAUCCUGCUCUGGAAGAAAUUUGUUUGCCCAGGAAUCAACGUCAAAUGUGUCAAGUUCAAUGACCAACUUAUCAGCCCGAAGCAUUUUGUUCAUCUAGCCGGCAAAUCUACCCUGAAGGACUGGAAGCGAGCUAUUCGCCUGGGAGGAAUCAUGCUGAGAAAGAUGAUGGACUCAGGUCAAAUUGAUUUCUACCAGCAUGACAAGGUUUGCACAAACACCUGUCGCAGCACCAAGUUUGACCUUCUGAUCAGCAGUGCCAGGGCACCGGUACCAGGGCAACAAAGCCUGGUACAGACUCCCACCUCCGCUGACGGAAGCAUCACGCAAAUUGCAGUGUCUGAGGAGAGCGUGGAGGAAGGGAUUGAAUGGAACCCUGCUGUGACAGCUGCAGUCACCAUGGCAACUGAUGAGGGAAUCAAGAAGGACCCAGAGGAGAUUUCAGAGGACACACUGAUGUUCUGGAAAGGAAUUGCUGAUGUGGGAUUGAUGGAGGAAGUUGUCUGCAACAUUCAGAAGGAGAUAGAAGAGGUGCUGAGAGGUGUCCAGCAGAGGCUUGGCCAGUCAGCCUUCCAGAUUACCGAUGCUGCUGUCCUAAAUAAUGUUGCUCAUACUUUUGGCCUGAUGGACACAGUCAAGAGAGUGCUGGACAACAGGAAGAGCCAAACAGAUCAGGGAGAAGAACAAUUCCUCUAUACUCUUGCAGACCUGGACCGCCAGCUGGAGGAGCAAAAGAAGCUUGCCAGGGAUCAGAAGAUAAAAUCUCAGACUGUUCAGAACGUUGUUCUGAUGCCUGUCAGCGCUCCAAAGCCUCCUAAGAGACCCCGACUACAGCGUCCAGCCUCUGCUACAGUCCUGAGCCCUUCAACUCCCAUCCAGCAGCCUCAAUUCACAGUCAUUUCGCCCAUCACCAUUGCGCCCAUGGGGCAGCAGUUCUCUGUAAGCAACAUUCCAAUGGCAACCAUCAGCCAGGGCUCUAGCCCGGUGACUGUCCACACUUUGCCGUCGGGCUCACAGUUUUUCCGGUAUGCCACCGUGGUUUCUUCCUCCAAGACCAGCUCUUCCGACACAGUAACUCUUCACCCGUCUUCUAGCUUAGCCCUGCUGAGCUCGGCAGCCAUGCAGGACAGCGGUGCCCUCGCUAACGUGGCCACCGUCGUGAACCCUGUGGAACUGGUGGCUAUGGAGUCUGGGCUAACUUCAACCAUCCAGGCUGUCGAGGGCACUUCGGAGGACGGACAAACCAUUAUAGAAAUAGACCCGGCCCCUGACCCAGAAGCCGAGGUGGAAGAAUCUGCGGCCAAAGCUGUGAUUCUGGGGACGGAGCUGAGGACUGAGGAGAAGGUGGUGGCUGAGGUUGAUGAACACCAGCACCAGGUCCAUAAUGUAGAGAUUGUGGUCUUGGAGGACUAGUUCGAUAGUAAUGUUGCUUAAUUAUUCAUCUCUGUCUUAUUUGUUUGAUUUUUUUAAAAAAACAGCUUUGAAGGUAAGUUCCCAUGUUUGUUUUUUUAAACACACAUACAUGCACACAUUCAUUUACACAUGGGAGAGAGGAGGCUCCAUCUGUGCAAAACGAACCGUCGCUGAAGGGAGAGAAGAAAGUUCUCCCGUCUAACCCUAUCCAGCCCAGCCAAAGGGAAACAAGCCCCCGCUGUUAUCUAGGUCACACAUUGUAUGACUACAGUCCAUAGACUCAGGUUUGUCUACACCAUGUUUACACUUGGACUGUUUUGUCUUAGAAACGAAUAGCCGAAUACGGGACAUUUAUCCAACUGCUGAAUGAGACAGGCUCCUUAAUUAUUCUUUGGUACUCCACCACCAUAGGAAGGGAAAUUCUGUCUUAACUUAUCAACUAUGCUAGUAUUUUGAUUUUUGGAGAGAGGAAAAAAGCAAGCCAACUAGAUUCAGGAGAUGACAUCUCCAUUACCCACUCACGGUGGUUUUUGUUGUGUGUGGUUUUUUUUAUAAAAUUGUCAUUUGUUUUCACCUUCCAGCAACUCAAGUCCUCCAGUUGUUAUUGCCCAUUUGUGGCUUCUAGAAGUGGGUCCUCAGCUCUUCUUUUUCAAACCUUCCCCAGUGGUUUUCUUUUCCAUAGGGGCUGUUAAAAGACUUCUAAGCAUGGCUUAAGCCGUGCAGGUGCGUGCGCACACACAGGCAAAGAAACAAAAAGAAUCGGACACAGCAUCCAAGAGCUACCUUCCCUUUCAGUGUAGCAUAGACAUCCUGGAUGUAUCAAGCACGGGUUGUGCUGUUGCAUGCUGGGAGAACUGGACACGGCAGGCUGGGCAUACCCGCUGUUUACUCUGCACGCUGGGAACUGUACCAAGCUUACUAGCUCAAUAUAUAUAUAUAUUUAUAUAUGUUUGGUGUUUAUAACUUUUUGAAAAAUUGGUCUCCAGGAUUCCAGCCAGCACAUCACUUCAGCAAUGUGAGUGCCUGGUCUCACUUCCAGUUGGGCUGGAGGUUUUUGAUUUUUCUUCAAAGGAAGAGGAAGGAGUGAAGAAGGGAUUCCCCCUACCAUUCAUUUCUUUAAAUUUGGAGUGAGAAGGCUUGGAGGGAAAUAUGCUUGGCUAAAAUAUUUGAAAGAUUUUGGGACAAGGGUAGAGUGCCAUUUUGUUUUUGCAUUAAAAGCUUAAACAGAAACAAAGAAAUAAAUGCAUUGUUCAUUAUAUUUACAUUGUGUUCCUCCUCCUCUCCCUUUUAUCCUGUCACCAACCCUGUGAGAUAGGUUAGCCUGAGAGAGUGCAACUGGC